UGGGUUUUAAUUUUACGUGUGUAAAAUGAAAGUAACCUAGUUUAAGUUGCAAAACCCUGAUUCAUCCAUUUUCAUCGAGUUUCCGGUGAGAGUUUGACGGCCGCAGACAUGUUGGACAUCAACCUAUUCAGAGAAGAAAAGGGUGGCAACCCCGAACUCGUCCGCGAAUCCCAACGCCGUCGAUUCGCCAGCGUUGAAAUUGUCGAUGAAGUUAUCAGUCUCGACAAACAAUGGCGAGAGCGUCAAUUCCAGUUGGAGAAUCUCCGAAAAGAAUUCAACAAGUACAAUAAGGAAGUCUCCAAACUCAAGCGUGCUGGUGAAGAUGCAACUAAGUUGAUUGCUGAAUCUGAAGUGAUUAAGAAAUCCAUAGCGGAUAAAGAGGUUGAGGCUCUUGAAGCUCUAAACAGUUUGAAUACUAAAUUGGAAACCAUUGGUAACCUCAUCCAUGAUUCCGUUCCAAUCAGUAAUGAUGAGGCCAACAAUGCUGUUGUUAGAACUUGGGGAGAGAAAAGAGUAGAACCUAAACUCAAGAAUCAUGUGGAUCUUGUUGACCUUCUCGGGAUAGCAAAUUUGAAGAAAGGAGCUGAUGUAGCUGGAGGUAGAGGUUUCUAUCUCAUAGGAGAUGGCGUUCUUCUUAACCAAGCUCUAAUCAACUUCGGGAACGCAUUUUUGGGGAAAAGGGAAUAUACCUUGUUACAAACCCCUUUCUUCAUGAGAAAAGAUAUAAUGUCCAAGUGUGCUCAAUUAGCCCAAUUUGAUGAAGAGCUUUAUAAGGUAACUGGCGAAGGAGAUGACAAAUAUCUGAUUGCAACAGCAGAGCAGCCACUUUGUGCAUAUCAUAUAGAUGAUUGGAUCCACCCUAGCCAGCUACCCCUUAGGUAUGCUGGAUAUUCAACUUGCUUUCGUAAAGAAGCUGGAUCUCACGGUCGGGAUACUCUAGGAAUAUUCCGAGUUCACCAAUUUGAAAAAGUAGAGCAGUUUUGCAUUACCUCCCCAGUUGACAAUGAUUCAUGGGUCAUGCACGAGGAAAUGCUUAAGAACUCUGAGGAAUUUUACAAGGCGUUGAACAUUCCAUAUCAAAUUGUUUCCAUUGUAUCUGGUGCUUUAAAUGACGCUGCUGCGAAGAAGUAUGAUCUUGAAGCAUGGUUUCCAGCUUCUCAAACUUACAGGGAGUUGGUAUCCUGUUCAAAUUGUACUGACUACCAGGCCAGAAAAUUAGAAAUUCGAUUUGGACAGAAGACUAAUUCGCAGGAGAAGAAAUACGUUCAUUUGUUGAACUCUACUCUCACUGCUACUGAGAGGACCAUGUGCUGCAUACUUGAGAACAACCAGAAGGAGAAUGGGGUAGAGAUACCAGAAGUCCUCAGGCCAUUCAUGGGUGGAAAGACUUUCCUGCCAUUCAAGAACAAACCGAAUAACGAAGCCAAAGGGGCAUUGAAACAUGUUCAAUUUAAUCGAGCUGCCCACGUACUUAAUUCAAUUAGGAAUUUCAUUGGAAAGAAGAAUGCAGUCUGGAAAAUUGGGACUAGAAUUUUCAAUGUAUUGUAGUAGGGAGGGAAUGUCUAGGUUUACAGCUAUGUUUUUUUUACGGAUAGUUUUACAACUAUUAUUGUUUUUACCUUAAAAUUUGCCAGUUUCUGAAUCUGUAUUGUAAGAGACGGAAAUUUGGAUUCUGUCGAUGAUUCUGAGAAAAUCCAAUUCUCGUCUUAGGAUUUGAGGAUUUAAAAUAAAGUCUGAUGCUAAAAGAAUA
Molecule: messenger RNA, 1750 nt
Organism: Lathyrus oleraceus (garden pea)
Lineage: Eukaryota; Viridiplantae; Streptophyta; Magnoliopsida; Fabales; Fabaceae
Product: serine--tRNA ligase
Exons: 10
Coding region: 109-1548 (479 amino acids)
Biological process (GO): seryl-tRNA aminoacylation
Molecular function (GO): serine-tRNA ligase activity; ATP binding
Source: RefSeq, a predicted model, not a curated record